This is a messenger RNA of Trematomus bernacchii (emerald rockcod), 3314 nucleotides long. RefSeq names its product opioid growth factor receptor (gene ogfr). Bases 176 to 1840 code for a protein of 554 amino acids. The transcript has 7 exons. Gene Ontology annotation, cellular component: membrane. NCBI's taxonomy places the organism in Eukaryota, Metazoa, Chordata, Actinopteri, Perciformes, Nototheniidae. Gene Ontology annotation, molecular function: opioid growth factor receptor activity. The record is from RefSeq and is a predicted model, not a curated record.
UCGGCGCCGCUGUCUGACGAUGGUAAACCUGAGAGACGGAUGGUUAGGGCUGACCGUCCUCGACUAACCUGAAAAUGCGAGUGUGACUUAAUGCAUGCCCCGUAUUUAUAUAGUGCUUAAUCAGGCUACACGUCUACAUAGCCUUAGCUAGUCACAGAAGGAUAAUUUUGUAGUCAUGGAGGACGACUGUGUUUGCGAGUACGACUCGACCUGGGACUCGGAGAGUGAUGGAGACGACCCGGCCGGAGAGAGCCAGACCCGACGGUCCUGCCAAGACAAAAACAAAUCCGCCUGGAAUUUAUGGCAUCACGCGCCCAGGAACAUGAGAGCAGCAAAGGACAUGCAGAACUACAGGAGAGGAUAUCCAAAUCUUACAGAUGACGAGUGCUCAGAAGACAAAAUGAACAAUUUGCAGUUUUAUCUCAAUAAAUUUCCCUCCUCACCUGAUGAUGUCUACAUUGAAUCAUUUCAUAAAGAAUGGAAAAAUGACUACAAAAGACUGGAGAGAGUUCACUCGUACAUUCAGUGGCUGUUUCCACUGCGAGAGCCGGGGGUUAAUUACAUGGCUUCAGAACUUACCAAGAAGGAAAUUGAGGCCUUCAAGAAGAAUGACGAGGCCAAAAAGAAACUAGUCGAGUCCUAUGAACUCAUGUUGGGCUUCUACGGGAUGCGUUUGGUCAACAAAGAGACGGGUGAAGUGAAACGAGCAGAUAAUUGGAAGGAGCGAUACGGAAACCUGGAAAGGAAUAUGCACAACAACCUGCGCAUCACUCGCAUCCUGAAGAGCCUCGGAGAGCUGGGCUUCGAGCACUUCCAGGCCCCACUGGUGCGCUUCUUUCUAGAAGAGACAUUAGUCAAGAAGACCCUCAGCAGUGUGAAGCGCAGCGUGCUUGACUACUUCCUGUUUGCUGUCCUGGACAAGCAGAAACGUCAGGAGCUUCUGCGCUUUGCCUACCUUCACUUUGAGCCAAAGGAUAAGUUUGUGUGGUGUCCCAGAAAGUUCCAGAAACAAUUCAGGAAGGCAGAGAAACGAUCUGAUGGUGUAGGGAAUGGAGAUGGAAAAGAUGAGUCCAUUUCACGGAGUAAAAGCAAAGAUGGAGAAGCAGUUGUGCAACAAAAAGAGGAUGGACUGGAUAAUAAUACAAAGGCUCAGAAAGAAACUGAUAAAACGCCAAGUAAAGAGAAAAACAAACUGUCAGAGGCGUCCCCUGAGAAAACAAAACCAGAAGCAGAGAACGUCGGAAAUGGAAACACAGAGGCCGAGUCUAAUGAUGAGAUUGUGGAGAAUGGAAAUGACUCCACGGAUGAUGUUGAUGAAAUGGAUCAGUCGUCCAGUCCUGACUCUGCGACGGCAAAGGCAGAGCCCUGUGCAGACAGCGAGGAAACAUUAACCAACGACUCAAAGGACCCCAUCCAGGAACCAGAUGUCAUUAUGCAAACGGAUGAGGAUACAGACACAAAAAAAACACCGAAGAAGAAGAGAGAAGAUGACAAGGUGCUGCCAAGCAACGGCUCUGCUGGGGACUCUGCCAGCGAGCAGAUGGAGGAGAAAGCUGGUGCUAAUAAAGCCACCGGUCAAACCUCAGCCCAAGCCCCCCCUAAGACUGCUAAACAUUCCCCCUCUCUCUCCUCUGGGAUAGAGGAAAAAAUCCCAAGGACUGAUUUUAAUCAAGUGCCAGAUAAGAAGGAAGAGGAAGAAACGUCAAAUGUGUCGGCAACAAAUGGGUCAGGGACGAGCGCCGACAAAGGUGUGUCUGAGCAGACAAACGGGAAGGAGACGGAGGAUGUAGAAAUGGAAUCAAACCCGGUGUGUUCAGAUCAAAAUAUGGGGAGUACAUGAAUAAACUGGGGAAAGGAGGAGUUCUUUCAUUUGAUCUUGAAAUGAAAUGUAAUAUAGGGACAGAGUAUUACGUUAAAGAACUUCCUAGGCCUUAUUUCUACUAUAUGUGAUGUUUAGAUAUUGAUUAUUUUCACUUUGAAGGAGUAUAUGAACCCACUAGUUGCUGAAUGUGGGCUGGAUGUUACUCGGUUUCCAGGUGGCCAUCAGACAAUAUUAAAGGGGAAGGCUGGUGGUAUUCUAUUCUUUUGUUAUUGCCAACAAAUCCCAUGGAAAGGUCAAAACCAACUGGAAGCAGCGGAGGCAGUAAACGUGUUAGCAUUGUUAGCUUGCUGGUGCUAGCCCAGCUGCUCUGUGGCCUUACAGGUCGUAACUGCUGUUGAAUCUCCACCAAACCAACAGUCUCUACAUACUUUGACUUCUCCACCUCCUGUCAGCUCCAAGCAUAUUGGGUCUUAGAAACAUGAGUCCUUAAAAAUCCUUUAAAACAUAGAGCAUUUUUUUUUUUUAAGAGCUAAGUAAUUGGACUAACAAGUGACGCGUUUUAGUAAAAAAUAACUCAAACAGGACUAAAUUGUGUUUUGUUGAGGACUAUUUCAGUUUUGUGAGUUGACAGUAGCAGGACGGUGCAUGUGAGGUUGACUGAAAAUGAAAUUCAGUGUCAGUGUUUAUUGCAACCGUUUUUGGACAAUAGAAUAAUGUGUAACAGGAGUAAGCUACUGUAUAUGACGCUCUAGAUGCACAUUCAAAACCUUCCUUUGUUUUUUUCACAGGAUUUGUCGGCAAUAACAAAAACAUUGAAUAUUACCAGGAUUAUAAUUUAAGGUGGUAAUGUACAAGGCUGAUAUUUGAUAUCUCUACAGAAAGCACUAUUAUUAAUGUAUAUCAAUUAAAUGAUGGUGUCAGCCUUUUUUACACCUUAAUACUUUCACAAUUUAAUUUUCUUUUGCACUAAAAAAUGAUUAAUUGGAAAAGCUUUUUUGUUCUCUUUGGGCUGUUUUUAUGUGAGUAAAAAUAAUCUGUUCUGGUUUGUGUUUCUGCUGGAUCCCGUUGAGCAAAUAGAUUUAAGAAUGAAUUUGCUAAGGUUAUAUUUCAUUAAUGUUGCACCAUCUGUAUGUGUUCAUGCAGAUUUGGGAAGUUAACUUUUUAUUUGAACAAUUGAGAGCAUUGCCAAAAAUGUGAUAAGACUGGUUGAUUGUAUAAUGUUUUUUUUGGCAGAACUGAUAAAGCUAUAAUUUAAAGUCCACUGUGUGUUCAUCUGACAUGAGUGAAGUCCAUGAAAAUGAACAAGCCAGGAUGAGCAUAUGGAGGCAUCUUUUAUAUCCACUUAAUUUUCACUAUUAGUUAUUGAACUUAUGAUAUUUCCAUAAAGAUAUGGUAAUAACUUUACAAACAAAUUGUUUAUAUAAUGACUUUUUUUUGCCCAAUUAAAUUCCUGGCAGUUACAAAGCAGAAUAAAGUUAUACUAUUUUUUGAA